CACAAAUGUUUAUCUAUGUUGUGCACAAACCAAGAAGUUUAUUUGGUUCUGGUUGUCCCUUGUGUGUGUGUGUGUGUGUGUGUGUGUGUGUGUGUGCACCUCAGAGGCUGUGACAGCUGCACGGAGUGGUUCCACGGUCAGUGCGUCGGCGUGUCGGAGAAAGCAGCCAAAGCCAUUCGAGUUUGGUUCUGCCCAUCCUGCAGAGACAGAGACUCGUCUCUGGAGAUCAAAUACCGUCAGAAAAAGAUCAAGGAGGCGGAGCCUGAGAGGGACGACAGACCGGAUGGCGAGCGAAGCUCCGCCCUCCAGGCCAGGAUAGACCGGCGGCGGGGUUCUCAGAUCAAGCGCUCGGCCCGGAUGUGCGGCGAAUGUGACGCCUGCCUGAGGACGGAGGACUGCGCUCAGUGUGACUUCUGCAAAGACAUGAAGAAAUUUGGUGGUCCAAACAAGAUCCGGCAGAAAUGCCGCCUCCGGCAGUGCGAGGUCCGAGCUCGGAAGAUGCUUCGAGUUCGAGACGAGGAGAUGAGUUGGAGUGGCAGCAGGGGGCGGGGCCUGUCCACAAAGGGGGCGGGGCAUCUUUCAGAAGACGAUGAAGAAGAGGACGAGGAUGAGGAAGGUUUCAGUGAGAGCGAGCUGGAGCUGUACCAGCAGUACAAAGCGGCUGGAUUCAGAGACCUGGUGUGGCACAGCGAGGAGGAAGAUGAUGCUCAGUCAGACUCUCUGAGGAAGAAGGCAGUGAAGGUGAAACACGUGAAGAGACGAGACAAGAAACCGGAGAAAAAGAAGUCCGUUUCUGUUCCCAAAGAAGAGGCGAAACCUCGGCGCCACAAGGUGAAGCAACGCCACAGGGAGCGCAUGCGGCACAGCGAGCGCGCAGGAGAGGGCGGGGCUAAAGAGGCAUGCGGGGCUUUGAGGCAGUGUCUGGGUCCGGGCUGCGUUGAACCGGCAAGAAGUGGCUCCAAGUACUGCUCAGAGGACUGCGGCAUGAAACUGGCAGCCAACCGGAUCUAUGAGAUCCUCCCCCAGAGGAUCCAGCAGUGGCAGCAGAGUCCCUGCGUCGCCGAGGAGAUGGGGCGGAGACAGCUGGAGCGAAUCAGGAAGGAGCAGCAGGCCGCCAGGCUCCGCCUCACGCUGAUGGAGAAACGUUUCCAUGAACUGGAAACCAUCAUUGCCAAUGCCAAGCAGCAGCAGGUCCAACAAGACGAGGAGGUUGCUGAGGGAGACGGGGACGACACAGACCUCCAGAUCUUCUGUGUGUCCUGCAGUCACCCCGUCAACCCCAAGGUGGCGCUGCGACACAUGGAGAGGUGCUAUGCUAAGUACGAGAGCCAGACCUCGUUUGGCUCCAUGUAUCCGACUCGCAUCGAAGGGGCCACCCGGCUAUUCUGUGAUGUCUACAACCCUCAGAGCAAGACAUACUGCAAGCGGCUGCAGGUUCUGUGUCCAGAACAUUCCAGAGAUCCCAAGGUCCCGGCAGAUGAGGUGUGUGGAUGUCCUCUGGUCAAAGACGUCUUCGAGCCCACUGGAGAGUUCUGUCGGGUCUCUAAGAGGAAGUGCAACAAGCACUACUGCUGGGAGAAGCUGCGGCGGGCAGAGGUCGACCUGGAGCGAGUCCGAGUGUGGUACAAGCUGGACGAACUGUUUGAGCAGGAGAGGAACCUGAGGACGGCGAUGACCAACCGGGCUGGGCUGCUGGCGCUGAUGCUGCACCAGACCAUUCAGCAUGACCCAAUCACCACCGACCUGCGCUCUGCCAAGGACAGGUAGACGGCAGGACAGAUGGACAUCUGGACCGUUGGCCUGUGUCCUGAAGCAGUUUUAGUCGUUCUAGGAAGGCUGUCAGCAGCCGGGCUUCACUUCAAGAACCAAACAAACAGAACUGACCCGGAUACAGGAUCAAUCCAGAAGUGGCAGGCAGACGGUUCUGGAUUAACUCACUGAUCCAGAGGUUCUUGUCUGGGAAAGUGGGUCUAACUGGUUCUGGAGGCUCAUUGGUUCUGGAGAUAUGAACCAUCUCAGCCCACAAACUGCAGCUUGCACAGAACCGAUUCUGGUGCUGACAGAAAGAUUUUUACUACAUUUUCAAAGAAAGUUUAAUUUCUUGGAUCAAGCUGAUGUGACACUGAAUGUUCCGGGUCGGUAUCAACCUGCAGCGACCCAUUAGAACCGGUCUGCAGCAGAAUUUUCCCUCUGUGGGACAAUAAAAGUUGUUUCCAUUCCGUUCUGUUCAUCACUGUCCAGCAGGGGAUGAUUAGCGCUAUUGAGUUGCAGUCUGAAUGGAUCGGGUCAGAAUCCAGAACCUUCAGGCGCUCCUUGUUUAUCCCCAUCUCAGCUGCUCUGUAACCAUGACAACAGCCACUUAGUGAAUAAAACGUCAUAAACUCGAAAACAUCCAGUUGUACCUACUUAUAUGGCCAGUUUGCGUAGCUGUUGGUUCUGUGGUUCUGUGUCAUUUGGUUCUGUUGGUGCUGAAACUUCUUGGUGCUGCUGCCUAAACCUUAGGGGACCACAUUACCCAUAAUCCUCAGACCCAUCGAUGACAGGUUGGUGCUCUUGCCAUGGUAACACAUACCUACAAACACUAUGAACUGAUAAAGACAUGAACCCAUCAGAACCGAUCCGGGUUUUUACUCUGACAACAGCAAGACUGACACCUGAUUGGCUGACACCUUCAAAGGAAAGAAGCCAGCAGCCAAUCAGAGAGCUCCAUUUUUUUUACUUCUAAUUUUCACUUUUAGAGUAUUUGUGAUUAUAAAGUUUUCUGUGACGUUUGUCCGUUCGUCGUGGUCCAUCUUCUCCUGCUGCUUCCUCUCGCCUCACAGGAAGUGAUGCGUGACCAGAUUCGGUGUUUUUAUUGGCUCAAAUAAACCUGAUCAUGUUUGAUUGCUGCUGUAGUUUGCCUCAAUUCCACGAUCCUUUCUGCUGCCCUGCCUGUAUUCCCAGAUUUUAAAAAAUUAUGUAAAUACGUAUUUUCACUUAAAACACGCAAUAACGUAUUUUAUUGCACCAAUAUGCUACAAUUUAAUGUAUUUUUACGUAAAUAAAAGACCAAAGCGUCAUA
Poecilia latipinna (sailfin molly) is the source of this 3061-nucleotide messenger RNA. Its product is annotated as CXXC-type zinc finger protein 1-like. The coding region runs from base 16 to 1767 and encodes 583 amino acids. Gene Ontology annotation, biological process: positive regulation of DNA-templated transcription. The record is from RefSeq and is a predicted model, not a curated record. Gene Ontology annotation, cellular component: Set1C/COMPASS complex. The transcript has 12 exons. Gene Ontology annotation, molecular function: zinc ion binding; DNA binding. Lineage: Eukaryota; Metazoa; Chordata; Actinopteri; Cyprinodontiformes; Poeciliidae.